ACAAAUGAAAAAUUGAUUUUGUUAAAAAAAAACAAAGCUAAAAAUAAAACUAAUAAUAAACUCUGCAAGCAAAACAUAAAACGCAAAAAUUACAAACAACAGAAAAACGAAGAAGAAGAGAAAAACAAAUUUGUCCACAAAAACAGCAGAGGAAAGAACAAGUUAUAAAAAAAUCCACAACUAACCUCACUUUUUGUUAAUCUGACAAACAGUAUACCGAAAAUAAAAAGAAAACGUCAAAAACGCGCGUAUUAAAACAUACAAAAGGCAAAAGAAGAAAAUUUCAGCCAGUCUAUAGAAUACUGUGACACAAAGGCAUCAUUAACAAGUGUUUACGAUUAAAAACUAAAUUAAAAACCUUUUGCCCAAAAGGUAAAAACCGCAAGAGAAGACAUUCAUUACACAUCCCUUCAAGUUGACCAGUUUGGUUAGAAAAUUUGCAAAAAUUUCACCCAAAAGAAAACAGAGUUUUCAGCACAUUAGAAUGGAAGUAGACGAUGCAAUAGUUAUGGCAGAGCCUGUUGAAGAGCAAACUGUACUUGCUGUGGCUGAAGGUGGCGCAGUUGAAGAUGAUAUUGACGAAAGUGAGCAGACAACACCUAGUGCUUCGACGUCGUCUAAACAGAAACGUGCUAAAAUAAAGCAUGAUAAAGAAGAACCACCCGGUGCGUUAGAUACGCAACAAAAUGAUUCCGCCUUAACAGCUACACCAUUCAAAUUGGAAGUGUCUGGUUCAGAGGAUGAGAGGGAGGAGGAGGCCGAUGGUGCCAGCAAAGCAGCAAUUAGGCGCAAAUUGUUAUCGACUCCUCUGGAGGAAGAUUCGGCCGCCAAAGAUGGUUUGGAGGAGCUGGAAGAAGUAGCAAUGAAACGUAAACGUUAUGAGGUGAGGAGGUCGGGUUCUGAAGAGUGUUUAUUAGGAUUUGAUGAAUUAAGCGGUGAAGCUGAAUUGGUUAAAGCAGAAGAAGUUACAGAGCCUAUGGUAUUAGCUGAAGAACAGCCAAUUGAAAGUGUUGAAGAGCCAUUUAAGAAUGUGGAGGAAGUGGCAAAUGAGGCCAUCGAAAGUCCCUUGAAUUCACCCAAGUCCAUCAAAAAGGCUUCUCCGCUUACAAAAAUUGGUUCGCCUGCUUUACAUACCACUAGAUCUGCUUCAAAAUCGCCUAAAGCUCUCAAACCGAAAACACCACCUUUGGACGUCGUAAAACCUGCUCAAAAAUCUCCACCUAAGCCUCAUAUAGUAGCUGAUGGCGAGGAAACCAAUGGCAUAGCAACAACACCCAUAAAAGCAACCUCUCAAACUCCAGCUAAAAAAACUUUAUCUCCCAAGGAUGAGUUUUAUAAAAAACCUUUUGAAUAUGGUUGGAAACGUGAAUUGGUGUGGCGUGCUAAUCCAGAACAAAGUAAGGAUAAGGCAGAUGUGUAUUUUAUAUCUCCAGCUGGUAAAAAACUAAGAGGACGCAACGAUAUAAUACCUUUAUUAGAGGGCGAUUUGACUAUAGAUCAUUUUUGUUUUACACGUGAGCCAUUGGGUGCAGGACCUGAUGUAGAGAUAGUAAGAAUUGCCAAACCUUCUUCACGGGCUUCUGCAACGGCAGCCACAUUGGCUUCUGCCCCUACACCAACCAAUAUGGGAAAACGCGUUUCAAAACCUAAAGGACCUAAAGGUGCCAGUCCUCCACCACAAGGCUGGACCCCCAGCAAGGCUCUCAAAGUAAAUAAUGCUCUACUAAGUGGUACUGGGUCUUCCGGUAGGGUUAGUGCAGCGCAUCAUCCUGUACCUAGUACACCGCCUAGUAGUCGUAAGCAUGACAAUGCCCAUGCCAAUGCAGCCCAUUCCGCUAAAAAUACAAAAGCAAAAAAAUCAGCGGCUAACAAAACAGAAGUUGUGGCGGAUAUUAAGAAACCAUCAACAAAUGCAAUUGAAACAAAAGAACCUUGUACCGUAAACUGUGUUAAGGCACAAGGACAAGUACCACAACUGCAAUGUACAAAAUGUUUAUGUCUAUACCAUCACGAAUGUGUGGGUCUCAAUCAAUUGAACUCUGAAUAUCGCACUGCAAGCAAUAAUCGUGGCAAGGAGUACAUAUGCGAGGCUUGUUUACCUAAAUCAGUGCAAAAGUCUGCAACAGUAGCUGCCGUUCCAGCAGCGGUCUUAAUAAAACCGGCUACAAAUGUGGUCAGCAAUAAACGGCCAGAGAAUAAAUUUCCUCAGACUAUUGCAGUGGUAAAAGGCAAAAAAUACGUAAUGGUGGCUAAACCUUUAGCAUUGCCCAACGAACAUGUCAAUGACAUUGAAAAUGAUUUGAAGCAGAUUAAUGAAAGUAUACGCAAGAAUCGAAAGCAAUCUAAUAAUUCACUGGAUGGCUCCUCAUCACAGGCACACAAUUCUCAUAAUUCCAUAGCGGUUGAUAAUUCAAACAAGUUAUUUGCUACAAAUUUCUUUGCUAAUGUUUCAUAUGCUUAUGAUUCAUUAUUGUGUAUUUUAAAAUAUUUAAAAAUACAUGAACGUCCCCGAGCUGCAGCUGUUUGCAAACUGUGGAAUUUGGCAGCCAAGGAUACAUCCCUUUGGCAAACGGUGCGCAUGAAAAACUCCAAAGUCUGUAGUUGGACAGGUUUUGCGGGAGCUUUACGUCGCGGCGAAACCAAACAUUUGGAUUUGCGCAAAAUGCUUUUACCCAGUGGACGCAGUGAGGAUAUGUGGAAUGAUUUUUGUGCUAAUAUAGGUACUGUUUGUUCUCUGGAGACUAUCGACCUGUGCCGUUGCUCAGCCCGUGUUGUAGAGAGUUUAUUCCAGAGCAAUCGCAAUUUGAAAGUCAUCAAUGCCUUGGCCAUAAAUGAUGACACAAUAAAUCUCGAACACAUUGGCCUGCUGCAAUCUUUGGAAGAGCUGCGUUUACGUACUUGUGAAGCAGGUGUUUUGUCUGGAGAUCUUACACCCAUGGCUUCACUUUCCAAACUGACACACUUAUCCUUAACUUCCAUUAAGGGUUUGGGUGCCAAGAGUGUGGAAGUGUUGGGAGAAUUAACAACAUUAAAGUCCUUGGAAUUAGGCGAAUGUGGUGAUUUCGAUUCAACAUUUGCCGAAGCUGUGUUACCCAAAUUAAUUAACUUACAAAGACUACGCCUGGAAAACAGUCAAAUAACAAAUGUCUGCACUUUGGAAAUUCUAGAUGCAGUGGCCAGAUUGGUGCAAUUAAAUCAAUUAGAAUUGGUUAACUUCGAUAUUAAACCUGGUUUUGAUGAGAAAUUGAGUUUGUGUAUGAACAUUAGUAAACUGCUCAUUAUUCCCACAUAUAUUUCCCAAUCGGCCACCACUAAUCAAAUCGUUUUGAGUGCCGUUCAACAAGUGUCUGAAACUCUCAAAGUAUUCACCUGGUGUGUAACCGUAGAAUUAUUGCGUGUAACGGCCCUUUAUGUUGAUCAGUGUGAAGAAUCGACAAAGAAGGAGAAACAUCAUUUUGAUGAGUGUAUACCGGUAUUAAAACCGGUACCAGGAGCCAGCACCGGCGAAGACGAUGAAGAAGAGGCAAGCAUCAAACCCAAGUCGCCUACAGCUACUGAGGACGGUACGGCAGUGACGGAAGUUCCUCAAAUUGAAAUCUUACCCCUGGACAAAGUGGAAUCAAUAUUAGCGGAAAAUUUGCCUCACACCAAGUUCACCAUUGUCAAGGUGCCGUAUCAUGCGACUUGUAAACAACAGUUAGUCGAGUUAAAUUAGUAGUCUGUCCGUCAGUCCGACCACAGCCUUUGUUUUUUCUCUUAAUGUUAAAACUGACUAUCUUUAAUAAUGGAUACACUUGGAGUGUGUAUUUAAAAUAGACGAUAUUUUUCUAUUAUUACGAUUAUUUUUCUUUCGUUGGUAGAGCGAGCCACCUUUUAAAGGGUUUAUAAGUGAAAUUUUGGUGUAAUAAUUGACUGAAAUUUAAUUUUAACUUAAAAUUAAAAUUGUAAGGCAUCGUAUAUUAUUACAUAUUUCAAUAUUAACGUAGUAACUCUAAGAUUAAUCUAAACUUUAAAAUAAUUAAAAAAUAAACAUAAAAAAUCACAAGGCAAAUAAAUAAAUACAAAAAAGCAUGAACAUGAGAUAAAGGACAUCAAGAAGUAGAAAUCUAAAGAAAGAAAGCAAGCAAUCAACUGCCUGCCCCAAAAUAAUUGAAUUGUUGAAAUGGAAUUUUUGAAUAAAAACUCAAAUUAUAAAAAAGCAAAAAAAUCACUUAUUUUUUAGUAAAAGAAUUUCUUUACUACACUUUAGAAUUUAUCAUUCAGCAAUUUAUUAAACAAAUAAAAAUAUUUAAUAAUUUUUAUGUGAA
Lucilia cuprina (Australian sheep blowfly) is the source of this 4307-nucleotide messenger RNA. RefSeq lists its product as uncharacterized. Lineage: Eukaryota; Metazoa; Arthropoda; Insecta; Diptera; Calliphoridae. The coding region runs from base 485 to 3715 and encodes 1076 amino acids. Gene Ontology annotation, molecular function: DNA binding; protein binding. The record is from RefSeq and is a predicted model, not a curated record. The transcript is spliced from 6 exons.